Messenger RNA from Rhagoletis pomonella (apple maggot), 2583 nucleotides. Its product is annotated as protein RRNAD1. The record is from RefSeq and is a predicted model, not a curated record. Lineage: Eukaryota; Metazoa; Arthropoda; Insecta; Diptera; Tephritidae. The transcript has 5 exons. Bases 1 to 1410 code for a protein of 469 amino acids.
AUGGAUAGCUCAACAUCAUCCGAAUAUUUGCAAGAAAAAUUGUACGAUUGUUUGCAAAUCGUGCGUCAAUAUGAUUGGCUUAUAAAUGCAUACAUUUUGGAUUUCUAUGUAGACAACCAUUGGGAAAAGCUGCCGCGCAGUUGGCAGAAACAUUUGGAGCAUGUGAAACCCGAAGAACUUAGUACGCUAUUGAAUUUCAAUGAAAUAGCUGAACAGCAGCAUGCCAAUGUAUGGCCAUUGGCGUUAUUAGCCUUACGCUGCAAAUUACGAGAGGUGUGCGUGGACAGAAGUCAGCAAAGCAAUGCUGCCACAGUGAGCGCUUGCCGCAGUCCACUACUUAGUCAUACCAAGCUGAAACAUGUAUUUAAUAAGUGUGUUAAGCCCAAGAAGCGCCAUGAAAUAGAGUUGAUGGCAUCGCAUUGCGAAUAUAGUUAUCAGCAAACACCCGUUGACUACAUUAUAGACUUCGGCGCUGGUUUAGGGCAUCUCGCACGCAUACUCGGUUAUGGCUUCAGUAGGCGUGUAUGUUGCUUAGAGAUGCGGCCAGAACUAAAUGUACAAGCUCGUUGCAUAGACAAACAAUUUGAGCUGUUCGCUGAAAAGCACUUGCCUGCUGUAAAACGCGCAACUUUUCGGCGUCCGGAGCAUGUCACGUUAUGCCUGACGGCUGAGAUACAACCACAACAGUUUCUCAAUCUAAUUGCUGAGGCGGUGCAGAGGGAAGACACCAACUUUACUUUUGGCAUAAUCGGUCUCCAUCCAUGUGGCGAUUUAGCGGUAAUUUUGAUGCGUAUGUUCAUAAAUAGUCCCCAGGCGCGGUUUCUGAAUUUCGCCAGCUGUUGUUAUAUGAAAUUGAGUACCACGGAGAUGCAUUCUAAGGUGGAGCUGCAGGGAUACCCCCUCAGCCGAUACUUGUUACAGCAACCCAAACUGGCACACUUGAGCUAUGAGGCACGCGAAAUAUCCUGUCAUGCUAUGGAAAUGUAUUGCGAUCGGCUAGCUAAAGGCGAUUAUGAGCAUUUGAAAGUGCACUCAUUUCGUGCGGCUGCUGAGCAUAUAAUCGUCAAGCAUUGGUUGCAUUUGAAACAUAGUGGACUACGUAGCGUCAAGCAUGUGCCUGGUAUGGAAUUCGAAGAUUAUUACUACAAAGCAGUACAAGGCUUAGAAGCUGUUCAUUUAGAGCGUACUGCGCUGCAAACUGCCACAACACAAAAUGAUUUACGUCAUUGGCGACGUAUCGUUAUUUUUUAUACGCUUCGUUUGAUGUUUGCACCGCUUAUAGAGAGCAUUAUACUGUAUGAUCGCGCUUUAUAUCUGCAAGAGAAUCUUUGCCAAGUGAAGAUUGAUGCAGUAUUUGAUCCGCGUAUAUCGCCACGGAAUCAUAUAACAUGUGCUUUUAAGCCUAGUUGAUAAUGAUUUAAGCAAUACGAUAUACAUAUUUGUGUAUGCUUAAAAUAGUGUUCAUGAAAAUUGAUUUAAAGUUUCAGAUAGCUGCAUAAUACAAUUUCUUUUGCACAUAAAUUUUGUGUACAUCACUGCCAUCGUAAGUUGCAUAUAGAAAGUAUUUGGCUUUCUUGAGCCUCAUUUUGCGUAUAAAAGAGGUCUAACCUGAAAAUUAAAGAAGUACUAUUAUUACUGCCACAUAUUAAUACAUAUCUACAUCUGUAAAGCUUACAUGCCACAAGAAAUCUAAUUCAGAACCACCAUUUGCACGCCUAUAUAAUUUACGUGUAAGUUCUAUCUUUGCUACUUUAUUUAGAACAUUUAUUUUUACUAUGAUUGCGCUAUUUUUUCAUUUUUAUUACUCACAGUAGAUUAAUCAUAGCUUUGUGGUGAUUAAUAAGACAGACAACACUAAUCAGAAUAAAAAUAACGAGAAAUGUAGGAAAAUAAGUGUCGUACUACCUACAAAUACUUACCUCACAUACGUUAGUGCAGACAAUAAAGACGAGAGAUUAGUUCGUUGCUUUGCUUAACGCAAGUAAAUGGCAAUUACAAUAAGAGCAACUGUCACACAACAACAAUAGCAGUAAUGAAAAAAUAUGAAAAAAAAAAUAAAACAACAUUCCGCAUCUAAGUUGCAUGACCAUUUAUCUAAAGCUGUAUAUGUUUAAGCGCCUCAGUGCACGAUACUGGACGCAAUACACGGCAUAUGUAACUACAGAGACUUGCAAACAUGUACACGCAUAUACUCUAAAGAAUAUUAACUUACAAAUGUACAUAUGUAUAGCACUCAGUCACAAGAAUUCUUCCCAAGCGCUCGGGAAUGUGUAUUUAGAUUGCAAUCUGGUACUUCCACUUCAUUAGUACGACUUAACGAGUGAGCAAUGACCAGUAAACCCCUAACGCAACUGUCCACCCCGCUGCCAUUCAAUACAAAAUUGUAAUAACAAGUGUCUCACACCUCGUUAAGAAGCCAGCGAAGCAAUUGUGUGCACAACCCUCACUCGCCCCAUUGGACAGCUUGUUGUUCUCAUGACGGACACUAAUCUUCCAGACACGUGAGGUGGAAUGAAGGGGGCGGAAAGUUACGCUGUGGAGAACAAUGUGGUGAUAAUGGAACUGAAGGAAAUAAUAAGUGCA